Molecule: messenger RNA, 750 nt
Organism: Penicillium oxalicum
Lineage: Eukaryota; Fungi; Ascomycota; Eurotiomycetes; Eurotiales; Aspergillaceae
Product: SUR7/PalI family protein
Exons: 4
Coding region: 1-750 (249 amino acids)
Biological process (GO): cortical actin cytoskeleton organization; fungal-type cell wall organization; septin cytoskeleton organization
Cellular component (GO): cell cortex; plasma membrane; membrane raft
Source: RefSeq, a predicted model, not a curated record
AUGCUUCUCAGCAGAGCAUCCCUGGGCUUCCUCGGCCUGUUCUUCACGGCCGGCUCGAUCGUGCUCAUCUUCCUCACUCUCUUGGGUGGUGUGCGUAAUAGUACGCCCUUGAAUGAAGUGUACUUCCUCCAGGCCGACACCGGUAACAUUCCUGGAGCGCCGGCGACCUCCCGUUGGACCUUCUGGAACGUCUGCAGUGUCAACGACAAUGGCCGAAGCGUCUGUGGUGAUGUUCACCCCGACUUCCCCUUGGAUCCCCCUGCGCAGAGCAACUUUGGCACCGAGCAGAAUGUGCCUAACCAGUUCAUCGGAACCAACCACUAUUACCUCAUGACUCGUUUCAUGUUCCCCUUCGUCCUCAUUGGCCUGUUCUUCACAGUCCUAUCCCUGUUCACUGGUCUGCUGGCCAUUUGCACUCGCAUCGGCAGCUACUUGUCCGGUCUCCUCGCAUGGCUCGGCUUGACCUUCCAGACCAUCACCACCAGUUUGAUGACUGCUGCGUACGUCCAGGGUCGCAAUGCCUUCCAAUCUAACGGUCAGAAUGCCAAGGUGGGCGUCAAGGCCUUUGCGUUCAUGUGGACUGCUACCGCCUGUCUCUUCAUCGCUUGCAUGAUGUACUGCGCUGGCGGUGCCGUGGGUCGCAAGGACCGCAGCGGCUACAGUGGUCGCUCCGAGCGCCGCCGUGGCUUCUUCUCCGCUCGUUCCAACAGCCUCCGAAGCCAGAAGAAGGAAGAGUCCUCCUUCGCUUAA